GUUAUAGCAUUGCAUAGCAUGACAACAAAGGAACAUGGAAUUGACGACGCCAUGACAGGGUUUACGGAGUAGGCAUAGGAAUUUCAUGAAUUUCUAGGAACAAACGAGAUCAUAAAAGCAUCAAUCUUUGGGGGUAUCUCUCAUUUCGUAAAGGUAUGAUGUACAUCUACAACUGUCAGGGGCUUCUCUCGUGCGCUCUCGUACAGCUAACUCUUCAUCCGCCCGUGCUUGUUCCCCCCUUCCUAAGUACAGGUAUCAUGGAUUUGCUGUUCAACUUGGAAACAGGUUUUGACAAAGGAAAGAAAAGGUACAAGUUCUGUUGUCCGGGAUAUUUUGUGAUUGCAAAAAGAUUUCCUUUCCUUGUCUCCCUGAAAUGUCCUGUAUUCCUAGUUGCUGUUCUCGUCGGAUCAAAAUGUGUCUUGGGCACAGCCCAAAUGGUAAACGCUAGAAGGAUAUGUAGAAAGGAGACAAGGGCGCCAGCUCCUAGAACAGUAGAUUGAUUGAUACAGGGGGAACGUCUCCGAUCAACUAGCCAUCGUACAACUAACAAAGGAG
Messenger RNA from Colletotrichum acutatum, 555 nucleotides. RefSeq lists its product as uncharacterized. Bases 156 to 500 code for a protein of 114 amino acids. The record is from RefSeq and is a predicted model, not a curated record. The transcript has a single exon. Lineage: Eukaryota; Fungi; Ascomycota; Sordariomycetes; Glomerellales; Glomerellaceae.